AUCACACUCACUCCCCUCCUACCUAAGCCUUCCACUCCUCACAUCAUGUACUACACCGACUUCGAAGGCUCUGUCUUCCCAGGGUGCUACUGGGGCAGCUAUGGCUACCCUCUGGGGUACAGUGUUGGCUGUGGCUAUGGUAGCACCUACUCUCCAGUGGGCUAUGGCCUUGGCUAUGGCUACAAUGGCUGUGGGGCUUACAGAAGAUACUGGCCAUACGCUCUCUACUGAUGUGCUGUGAUCUCCCUGGCAUAGACUCAUCUCUUCGUGAAGGCUGAGUGGCACCUCCAGGUUCCAGCUUUACCUUCUUCUUUCAUCCUCGCUUGCUCAUCAACCUCUUCCCAGAAAGCUGUUUUUCAGAUCUUACAACUGAGUCUCAAGCAAAGGAACUGAAAAUCUAGAUGAUGCCUCAAGCUGCCUUCUCUGGAUCCUGUUUCUUGGGACUUUUUCAGAAGCUUGGCAAUCAUCGUGACAUGCUUUGCUUUUGAAUUUUUCAAGACUCUCAUGAUUCCUUGUCAUGGUGAACUUGUGGAAGUGUCUGUCAAAUUCUCAAUAAAUUUGUCUCAGCUUGCA
This is a messenger RNA of Peromyscus maniculatus bairdii (prairie deer mouse), 573 nucleotides long. It is a transcript of the gene Krtap8-1, whose product is annotated as keratin associated protein 8-1. Lineage: Eukaryota; Metazoa; Chordata; Mammalia; Rodentia; Cricetidae. The record is from RefSeq and is a predicted model, not a curated record.